CCACACCCAUCGGCGAGCGGAUCCGCGGGCAGCGCGUCGUCGGCCGCCGCGCUCCAGCCUCCGCCCGCACCGAGCCGCGGGACCCGGCCGCACCGGGGAGGGGCCGCUCCGGGCCGCAGCGCGAGGGCAGCGAGGGCGGCGGGGACCCGGCACCGGGCGCGGCCGGCGGCAGCGACCAUGAUCGCUUUGUUUAACAAGCUGCUGGACUGGUUCAAGGCCCUGUUCUGGAAGGAGGAAAUGGAGCUCACGCUGGUGGGGCUGCAGUACUCGGGCAAGACCACCUUCGUCAACGUGAUCGCGUCAGGACAGUUCAACGAGGACAUGAUCCCCACUGUGGGCUUCAACAUGCGCAAAAUCACCAAAGGGAACGUGACCAUCAAGCUCUGGGACAUUGGGGGACAGCCCCGUUUCCGAAGCAUGUGGGAACGCUACUGCAGAGGAGUGAGCGCCAUCGUGUAUAUGGUGGAUGCUGCGGACCAGGAGAAGAUUGAGGCCUCCAAGAAUGAGCUCCACAACCUGCUAGACAAGCCUCAGCUGCAAGGCAUCCCGGUCUUAGUCCUUGGUAACAAGCGAGACCUCGCAGGAGCGCUAGAUGAGAAGGAGCUGAUUGAGAAAAUGAAUUUGUCUGCUAUCCAGGACCGAGAGAUCUGCUGCUACUCCAUCUCCUGCAAGGAGAAGGACAACAUAGACAUCACCCUACAGUGGCUUAUUCAACACUCAAAGUCACGGAGAAGCUGAGGCUGUGGCUCUCCUCCUUCGGACCAGGGACCACAGUCACCGAUCCGGAAGCCGAGCUCCCCGCCCAACCCUGUUGUCUCCCCCUAAACCCACUUUCUCCUCACCCAGUGUGGGGAGGGCCCUCUGGGGCUCCUAGAGUCCCAUUCUGCUGAGGUUUGAACUCCUGUUUUUAUUGUAAAAUAAAUUUCGCCCCAUCCGGUCCCCUCACCUCUCUCCCUUUCUCUCUGUCCCAUCACCCAGCCCCGCCUCCCUCCCCCUCCGACAGCCCUGGCCCCGCAACCCGUCCUCACCUCUGUCCCGCCCUCUGCCUCCCUUUUCAACACUGUUUUUGUCCUGUGUGUACAGUAUAUAUAUGUAUAUAUAUUUUAAUUUUUUAAUUUAAGCAAAGACUUAAGAUCAACCAUUUGAUGCUGCAGGGGCCAAUCAGGACCUGGGAGGGGCAAACUGGAAAGAUGGGAAGAGGUGCAGGGUCCACUUGGGGCAAGUUCAGAUGCAAAAAAGGUGGAGGCUGGCACUUGGGGCAGGUACCAGCCUGGCCACUGGUGAUCGUCCCCGUGUCCCGUAAAGUAUUUCUGUCUCCCAGAAUAGGGCCUGGAUCCCCGGGCCGACGGGAGCCUCCUCUUCUGUCCCCAGCCUUGGUAGGACCACCGGGCGUAACCAGGUACCAGAGGCCGCCAGGCUCAAGUGGGAGGAGCCAGUGUCCAUGCCAUCCCAGUGACCCCGCCCCCCUCCUCACUCUUCCUGGCCCCAGCUCCUGCCUCUCCCCAGGGCCCCCACCUCCAUGGCCCAUUUCACUUUCUGUUCUCAUUUCGCAGAGUGGUACAAGGAGAGAACUCAGCAUGGGGGGUCGGUUCUUGGGGUUUUGUUUGUUUGUUUGUUUAAUUUAAUGAUUUGUAAAGUGAUGCUCCUCUUCCUUUUUACACUUUCCAGCUCAUAUUUAACCUCUGUUUGGAAAAUGAUUCUUGUAACUGUACAUUUUUUUUUUUUGCCUCCUAAUAAUGACAACAAUAAAUGACCAAUUUUGUGUUGGGGGCGUG
Messenger RNA from Peromyscus leucopus (white-footed mouse), 1775 nucleotides. RefSeq names its product ADP ribosylation factor like GTPase 8A (gene Arl8a). Lineage: Eukaryota; Metazoa; Chordata; Mammalia; Rodentia; Cricetidae. Gene Ontology annotation, biological process: protein transport; anterograde axonal transport. Gene Ontology annotation, cellular component: lysosomal membrane. Gene Ontology annotation, molecular function: GTPase activity; GTP binding. The record is from RefSeq and is a predicted model, not a curated record. Bases 178 to 738 code for a protein of 186 amino acids. The transcript has 7 exons.